UCCGUCUGAUCGAAUCGUUCGAGUAGUUUGAUUCGAUCCAAUGUCGUCCAUAUCGUCGAAAUUUGCUCUCAAGGAUUUCAAGCUGAGAACGUGCGACGCUUUCUUCAGGCCAGCUGCUUCUUUAUCUGCAAGGAGGCUGCAGUCUCAUCUGGACUUCAUAGGUGAACUUUCUGUGCCUGAGAAUGUAAGGUGCUGUGCGAUCCAAAGCAAGACAUGGAGUCCCAUCGUUGUGAAACCUUCUUCUUCGAUAAUUCAAACAUCAAGGAACUCCAAAGUUUUCUGCAAGGCUGCAACAAAUUUAUCUGGAGAUCUUCCUAGUAGUACUCCUAGUGGGAUGAACCUGUACGAGAAAAUAAUCGAAACUUUGACAACUCUAUUUCCUGUGUGGGUCAUAUUGGGCACCAUCCUUGGGAUCUACAAGCCAGCUGCGGUAACUUGGUUGCAGACAGACCUUUUCACGCUUGGCCUUGGUUUCCUCAUGCUUUCUAUGGGGUUGACAUUGACCUUUGAGGACUUUAGACGAUGUUUGCGUAAUCCUUGGACAGUGGGUGUAGGUUUUCUUGCACAGUACAUGAUCAAACCCCUACUAGGUUUUGUUAUUGCCUUGACUCUCAAACUUUCUGCACCUAUUGCGACUGGUCUUAUCUUGGUCUCGUGCUGUCCUGGUGGUCAGGCAUCAAAUGUUGCAACUUAUAUCUCUAAGGGAAACGUAGCGCUUUCUGUUCUCAUGACAACGUGUUCAACAAUAGGAGCUAUUAUUAUGACACCACUUCUUACCAAGCUUCUUGCUGGCCAGCUUGUUCCAGUUGAUGCUGCGGGCCUGGCUCUCAGCACUUUCCAGGUUGUUUUAAUGCCAACAAUUGUAGGAGUACUGGCAAAUGAGUUCUUCCCCAAAUUCACUUCAAAAAUAGCUGCGGUGACACCUUUAAUUGGAGUACUGCUCACCACUCUACUCUGUGCCAGCCCGAUUGGGCAAGUUUCUGAAGUCUUGAAAACACAAGGAGCGCAACUGAUACUCCCAGUGGCUAUUCUGCACAGUGCUGCAUUUUGUAUUGGUUACUGGAUUUCGAAGUUAUCAUUUGGUGAAUCUACAUCUCGUACCAUAUCCAUAGAGUGUGGGAUGCAGAGCUCAGCACUUGGAUUUUUACUUGCUCAAAAACAUUUUACAAACCCUCUUGUUGCCGUCCCUUCUGCUGUCAGCGUUGUUUGCAUGGCGCUUGGUGGGAGUGCUCUUGCUGUCUUCUGGAGAAACAGACCAAUUCCAAUCGACGACAAGGAUGAUUUCAAGGAAUGAGAAACUUGGCCUCCCUUUUUGUCUGGGUAUUUUUUUACUUAAAAAUUACUUGUUAGAGUUGGUUUAACUUUUUAUUACCAAGUUAUAUGUGCAUUAGAUAUCAGUUUUAUGUCAAGUUUUAUUACCAUUAACGCUAAUAACACGAAGCUUGUCGCUCAAGUUGUCAAACGUUUACCAUUGCGCUGAGAUCCUGUGUUCGAAUCUCUUCUCUUCUUCUAUCAAGAAAAGGGCUUCACAUGCAUAUUGGAGAAGUGCUUGAAUUCAACCA
Messenger RNA from Pyrus x bretschneideri (Chinese white pear), 1562 nucleotides. RefSeq names its product sodium/pyruvate cotransporter BASS2, chloroplastic. Bases 41 to 1294 code for a protein of 417 amino acids. Gene Ontology annotation, cellular component: membrane. The record is from RefSeq and is a predicted model, not a curated record. NCBI's taxonomy places the organism in Eukaryota, Viridiplantae, Streptophyta, Magnoliopsida, Rosales, Rosaceae. The transcript has 13 exons.